AUGACUUUACAACAGCGAGUCGAUCACUACGUCCGCCACCCGGGAGCACCAAUGCCAGCCGAGCAUGUAUGUGUUAACUGCAAGUCUGGCAUCCGCGAGCCAUUGAAGUUCUACUGCAGGGGAUGCAGCUGGCGCAGUCCUGCUUGGGGCUGUUGUAAUCUUUGCCUGAAAGACCUUGACUCCCUUGAAGACAGAGGCUUCUGCUUCCGAUGUGUACCAAAGCAAGGACAUGAGCUUUUGAACUUGCCACCUCCUGAGGAUUGGGAGCUGGCGAAGAAGGACGCGAUACCAAUGCCUAUCUGUCUCUUUUGUCGCAAGUUCUCAGAUGGUGGUACCGACUGCGGUGAGCACAGUGAUUUCGAUGAAGACGAUCGUCAAGACGUUACCUCGAUCGACUCAACAGACGCCAUCAUGGUUGGGAAAUAUCCGCAGCCAAGCACCCACAGUUUCGCCUGGGAGCCACGACCGGGCGUUGUCGGUGGUAUGGGGCUUCAUUCUCUUGAGGACGCAGGUGUCAAAAUGGACUGGUUCACAGAACAGCUGAGGAUUGAGCAAGAAUGGGCCAAAUUGUAUCCUUAUGCGCUCUCGCCAAUCGCAGAGUCCGGCAUCAUGUUCAUCAUGAUGGCAAGCGCGCCUAACGAUUCUCAAGACAAGAUGAAGACCCUGGUACUAGUCAACAAGUUCCUUAACGGCUUGGUCUCGGGCUCCCACACCCAGAAUAACAAGACAAUACUGCUCUUCCAUCCAUGGCCACAACCUGAGUUCAUGCCGAACAUUGACCCUCGUGGGUCUAUAAGACCAUCGCCGCUUGAGUGUCCCAAGGCGAACCUUCAGGAGAUCUUUUCGACCUUUUUCGACCAUGUCCUUUGGACAAGAGCCACUGAUGUUCAUUCAUUCAAGGGCCAGAUCCCUCGCGACACAUACGAUCGCAUGCGACGUGUAUAUCCCGCGAAAGCACUACUCUCACGUACCCUGGGAUGUCACCUUGCCGUCCCCGACGCCCCCUUGGACAUCAGUCCCGAACUCGUUGUGUAUGGGCCAGCCAACGUUGGAACUGAUAGGCUUCAGCCUGUAACCUGUCUCAAGGACAGCCAGAUGGGCAGCACACCAACCCCGUUCAUCAACCCAGCAUUGCUCGCUGAGGAGUACGAAAGCAGACACCCGUAUUGGUCUUCGCGCAGACAGAGAAAACCCUGGCAGCUACCAGAGAGCUACUCCCACCACUCUGUAGAGGACCCGGUGAUGUCGCAGAUGAUAAUGCUCGGCCACAUCAAGCAUUCCAUCGAUCCAAACAAACCAUGCUGGGCGGACGAGAUCUCCGAUGCCCGGAAAAACGACGUCGAGUGGCGAACGCAGCCCCAGCAUGCUCUUCUCCGCCAUCCUCUAUCCAUGGUGAUGCACACCAACGAGGGCCUUGGCCCACGGGGUACACUAUUGAAUGCGAUUAUUGGUCCUUCAGGAAUUCCGCGUGCACCAAACUUCGGUAACAGGCUACACCGUGCCCGAACAGAGGAGCCAGGGGAAGCGUUUCGCAAGGCGACAAUGGAAUCCGACACCACAAGUGAUCAAUUUCAAACACUUGAGCUCGAGGAUUCUGCGCAGGAAGGCGAUUCCGAUAUGGGGGAGGAUGAUUCUGAAGACGAGAGUGACUCUGAGAUGGAUGAAGAUUGA
Fusarium musae is the source of this 1671-nucleotide messenger RNA. RefSeq lists its product as uncharacterized. Lineage: Eukaryota; Fungi; Ascomycota; Sordariomycetes; Hypocreales; Nectriaceae. The record is from RefSeq and is a predicted model, not a curated record. The coding region runs from base 1 to 1671 and encodes 556 amino acids. The transcript has 2 exons.